AUUAUUAGAUUUUGUAAAGUUUUUUUUCAGCUCUAUAGAAGGUAUUUACAGAUAUUUCUUAGCACGUUGACUUUUCUAUAAUUGAGUUGAUAACAAUUUUCAGAGACAGCUUGAGGAAAUUUAACAUGAGGGGCUGAGAAUCGCGCUUAGUGAUGUAGGAGGGCCCACCACGGUUGGGGCCGACGCGAAAGAAAAUUUUUUAAACCAUACCUUCUAAAUAGCUAGAAAAGCAUCUCCCAGACCAAGUUUAACAAAAUACUAUACCGUUCAGGAUAGACAUUUCUCAGAAGAACACUGAUUAUUGUUCUGGGAGAAAUUGGGAAGGGUCACGCUUAAAUUCUAGUGACGUCGGGGAAAGAAAGAGAAGGUGUUUUCUAUUCAAGAGCAAGCGGUUUUUUCCUGAAACCAUAUCGGAUUAAAAAAAGUAAGGAUGUAUCUAAGAACAUAUUAGGGCUCAAAACGAAAAUUUCUUAAAAAAAUAAAGGCUGAGCAAAAACUAUUGCAGUCUAAUAAUAAAGAGUGUAGUCAUUGCUUCUCUCUAAAUUACAUGCAAAAGCACUUCUUUAUAGACCUCUUUAACGGUGGAAAUUGAAACGAGGCUAAGGCCGCAAGAAGAACUCUACUUUUCGGCAUGGCGUCAACAUCAACAGAUCACAGCCACUGUUGUGUUCCUCAAUUUGUUUCCGAUGCUAGAUACGGCCCAGAGAGACAGCUAUCGUUUCAUACUUUUCCAAAAGACAAGGAAGCCAAGUCAGUCUGGAUAAACAAGAUAAGGCGUGAUCCUGGAUGUCAUUUCAAGAUAACAGCGAAAGCAAAAGUUUGCUCAAAGCAUUUCAAGAAAGAUCUUAUCAGAAAAACACCAAACGGAAAACGAUUGCUAAUGAAGAAUGCUGUUCCUACUUUCUUUGAAUGGAACAAUUUUUUAGAGCCAACAAACAGAAGACCACCUUUAGUCAGGGGAAAUUUGAAUGGGAAUUGUGAUAACCAUGCAAAAGAGGAUGGUGUACAGCCAGUACUACCUCCCGUUGACAAUUUUCAUGAUUACCACCUUGGCAAUGAUGUGAUCCCUUUAGAAGAGAAGCUAAGAAAAGCAGAAGAACACAUAUCAAAGCUAGAGGCUACUAUAAGUCAUCUGGAAACAUACAAGUUUGGAACAUCAAGUCUAAAGUCAAGCCCAAAUGAAAUAAAAUUUUAUUCUGGUUUUGAAAACUAUGAUAUGUUGAAAGUCACCUUUGAAGCACUCCAGCCAACUGCUGAGAAAAUGGUUUUCUGGUCCCAGUAUCAGAGAAACAAAGGGUGUGUUAAGAAGUUCAAAGAUACCAGUUUUAAAAGUAAAAUUCCACUGUUUGAGCAGUUCUUUCUGUUCACUUGUUUUCUAAAAGGUGGGUUAAUGGCAACUGACAUUUCUUUCAGAGCAAAAAUAUCAGCAUCAACAACCAGCAGAAUGCUCAUAACAUGGGCAAAUUAUUUGUACUUUGUCUUGGGAAGUUUACCUAUAUGGCCAGCAAGGGAAGCAGUGGAUAAACAUAUGCCAGAUUCUUUCAAGCAUUGCUUUUCACGGUGCAGGGUUAUCAUUGACUGCACAGAAAUCAAAUGCCAGACACCAACAGCAAAUGUCUUGAAUUCAAUGUUUUAUUCCCAGUACAAAAGCCACACCACCAUGAAGGGACUUAUUGGUAUUGCACCCUUUGGUGCUGUGACUUUUGUCAGCGAAUUGUAUACUGGACUCAUAUCUGAUAAAGAAAUUACAAAAAGAUCUGGGAUUUUAUCCCUGUUAGAGGAAAGUGAUUCUGUGAUGAUAGAUAAAGGCUUUGUGAUUGCAGAUUUGCUGAAACCACUGAAAGUCAGUUAUGAUUUGCCACCGUUUCUUACAUCAAACAGAGCCCAGUUUGAGGUAGCUGAAGUUCAAGAAACUCAAAACAUUGCAAGGGCCAGAAUUCAUGUAGAAAGGGCAAUUAGAAGAAUUAAAGAAAACCAUAUAUUUGACAGAAUUAUACCUUUAAACAUGGCAGGGACAGUUAAUCAAUUAUGGACAGUUUCCUUCUUGUUAUCAAACUUUAAAGGACCUUUGUUUUAAUAAUUUUUAAAAAAGUCAUAAACAGUUACUUUUUAAAUCUUGUUCUUGAUGAUAGCAGGCAAAAAGUAAGUAAAAUAAAAUGUGUCCACUUUGUCUUUCAUACUUUGGAAACAUUUUUAUCAAACUUUAUCCUUUCCAGGUGCAUAUCUUCCUUACAAUAUACCAUAAAGUCACACCAUUUUGCACCAGUAAUCCCCAUUUGACCUUGUAUCUGGUGAAAGUACAUAUGAUUGGUCUUUAGCGUAUAGCCUUGAUUCUUGAGCUGUAAAUAUGGCAAUUCAAUGUAAGAAUUGGCCUGAGGGCAUUUAAUUUCCAGUAGUCCAAAUCUUUCAGCCAAAAUCAUUUUGCUGUCAAAUACUCGUCGAUCAGGGGAGCAUGAAAGAUAAGGUGCAGUAGGAUUGAUAACAAUGCCUACACUAUAAACAUUAUUACCAGUCAAUUUGGCAUAAGCUUUUGAGGCCUAAUUUUCAUACUUGAGACCAUACAGCAUGGCAGCAGUGGUCACACAUCUUCCAUUAAGAAAAUUAUCUGCUAGUUUGUGAAAGUCUUUUUUCCGGCAACAAAUCUGUUUAAAACUUUUUGACGUUGUUAGCCUGUAUUUUCGUAGCCGCUUCCAAUCUUCAGACAAUGACUGAUCUCAAGUCAUUUCUUCAUAUUUGACACAUAGUUCUUCAGAUACAGCAAACCCUUCAAAACAUUCAAUUUCAGCUGCUGACAAUGCUGUUGCAAACUUUCUGGUUAUGUCUGGCAGUUGAAAUGGUGGGCACUGAAGCACUUCUUUGUUUGGAAUCAAGUUUACAGAAUUCACUACUUGAUUCUGAUUUGCCAGCGUAGAUCCUUUGUAAACUGAUCUAUAAGCUGAAUCAAUUUUAACAUGAUUUGAAAAGCUAACUGGUAGUACCUUAAAAAUUUGCAGCUGAUUCUCAAAUUUGUAAAGAUUUGCUCUUAAGUCAGCAGAAGAACUUGAAGCUGUUUCACAUAAUCCUUGUCUAAUGGGAUUAUAUAUCUUUGGUUUUCUUUUUUUCCCUGAAAUUGCAAUUUCCGAUAGAUUUCUUUUCCUGGCUGACAACUUUGCAUUUUUGUCAAGUGGGCUCUGCACCAUUAAGGACUUUACUGGUUGAGGAAAUAUACCAUUAGUUCUGGAUGGAACAUGCCAUUGCUGUGAGACUGAAGUACAUGUAACAACUGGUGGUACAAUUUUGUAACCAGCAGACUUGAAAUGAGCAAGUGUAUACAGCAAUGCAACAAUGUGGUUACAAAUCCCCUUGUCAGCAACACAAGAACACUGUCUGGAAACUAGUUGGGUAGUUGCUGAACAACUUGAAAGCACAACCUACAAGGGAAAAUUAAGUCUAGCUAAUUAGCUAGUUAAUACGCAUUUGAUUGCAUUUGUUUCGCCUAUUAGGCUAUAUUAUCUGUUAUAAUUGUGAACAGCAAAACACAUUUGACACUUCAAUCCAGCAGCCUUUUACAAAAUAAUAUGCUAGUUUUGAUAAUUAUCUUACCUUUAGUUGAUGUGGACUCUCGUUCUUUUUCAUUGACCGGUAACAAGUACCUCGAAUUAUGCAUUCGCUGCCAUCCUUCCUCAUAAACUCAAGAUGCUCCCAAUCAAUGAAACCCCCAAUGUAGAAAUUCCAGCCCUUCCUUUCGUGACUUUUUGGCAACUUAGCAUCACUUCGGCAGAAAGCUUCUACCCAGCCAAAAGUCACAUCUGGAACAUCGCUUAAUAGUUUUGUCCAAGGCCUUUGCGACCGACCGGUUCAGUUCUAUUUCCGCCAUCAGUAAAACAGAGAAUCUUGCGGCUUUAGCCUCGUUUUCGUACCUAAUGGCUGCCGCGUGAAAGUGGUCUAUUGACGUCGUACUUUUACGCAAAUUAAUUUUAUUUCUUUCCCUUUUUGUCUUUUGGCCUUGUUCCCAGCUACAGUUAAAAACAAAACCCAGAAUUUCAUUUUUUGUGUCUAUGCUAUCAUCAUGUCACUAAAUGUGCAAUUGGACUAAUAGAGGUUCAAAAAUUAGUUAGUUCGGUUUCAAAGUCUAUAUUUCUUAUCAGUCUUGUACUGGUUGCAUAGACAAGCCAAGGCCAAGCUGGAGGGCUUUUAUGUAGGUUUAUGUUCCAAGAAGGUUUUAUGUGGAACCCAUCAUAAAUAGAUUUUCAAGUUUGUCCAACCUUUUUAUUAUUUGUUGAAGAAAAUAUUCAGCGCAGAAAUGACUGUUCUUGUACUAACUUUCUGUGGUCGACAAAAUUAGGGAAAUUCUCGCACGAAAAUGUACAUAGCGGCACAAACUCAUGCCAUCAGAAAAUACAAGUGAACCAACAGAAAAAGGACAGUAUGCAACUGAUAAGAACUCAAGUUUCUACUACAAAUUAUUAAGUCAAAAUGAGUAAGUAUUUGGAGUUAUUAAAAUUAUUGUCAAACAACAUACCAACAUGCGCCUUAAACAAUUUUAUUAGUGAAACUCAUGAAAGUCAAUUCAACAUGCGCGAUUUUAGGGAGUGCCCGCAGUAUAAACUCUAUUCCUCUACCUCAGUAACAUUAUGUUCCUGCUAAAAACAUAUUUAUUGCACAAAGUUUUGUCUUUAUUCCAGCGCAGCUCUCUUCGCUAUCCCUGCCACAGCAGCUCUUGUUGUUAAAAAAACUGACACAGUCAGACAUGGUCUUACACGUGGGUGGAUUAAUACAUGAAUGAACUUAUGCAUAUGGGGCCCAAAUUCAAAGAUACAAGAAGGUGAGUCUAUAAAUGACUGGACUUCAAUACGGACAAACAUAUCGACUGGCGGGCUCACAAAUGACUGUUCCUGGCAAAUCUAGACUAAUUUUUUACUCUAGAACUGUAAAAUACACGAUUAAGACACAUUUGGUACAAACUCUUUACUACAAUGAUUUUUGCUACAGCCUCCUAAAAAUAACAGGUGCUCAGUAUAUUUGGAGCUACACAUAUCUGUAUCUGUCUAUAACUAUACUCUUCUUUUAUACGAAUAUUGCUGAAAUAAUAUCCAGGCUCUGUAUCACCCAGGGGAAUAA
Rhopilema esculentum is the source of this 5100-nucleotide messenger RNA. Lineage: Eukaryota; Metazoa; Cnidaria; Scyphozoa; Rhizostomeae; Rhizostomatidae. The record is from RefSeq and is a predicted model, not a curated record.